This is a messenger RNA of Lampris incognitus (smalleye Pacific opah), 4526 nucleotides long. It is a transcript of the gene ap1b1, whose product is annotated as adaptor related protein complex 1 subunit beta 1. Gene Ontology annotation, biological process: intracellular protein transport; vesicle-mediated transport. Gene Ontology annotation, molecular function: clathrin binding. Gene Ontology annotation, cellular component: membrane coat; clathrin adaptor complex. The transcript is spliced from 22 exons. Lineage: Eukaryota; Metazoa; Chordata; Actinopteri; Lampriformes; Lampridae. The record is from RefSeq and is a predicted model, not a curated record. The coding region runs from base 42 to 2891 and encodes 949 amino acids.
UUUGCCAGCCUGUCACGGAAAACAGACAAUUUGGAUCCAAAAUGACGGACUCCAAGUAUUUCACCACUACUAAGAAAGGGGAGAUCUUUGAGCUCAAGGCAGAGUUGAACAGUGAUAAGAAAGAGAAGAAGAAGGAGGCGGUGAAAAAGGUCAUUGCAUCUAUGACAGUUGGAAAGGAUGUCAGCGCUUUGUUCCCAGAUGUUGUGAACUGCAUGCAGACAGACAACCUGGAGCUGAAGAAGCUGGUCUACCUCUACCUGAUGAACUAUGCCAAGAGUCAGCCUGAUAUGGCCAUCAUGGCUGUUAACACCUUCGUCAAGGAUUGUGAAGACCCGAACCCUCUUAUCCGUGCCUUGGCUGUGCGCACCAUGGGCUGUAUCCGUGUAGAUAAGAUCACAGAGUAUUUAUGUGAGCCACUGAGAAAAUGCCUGAAGGAUGAAGACCCUUAUGUGAGGAAGACAGCAGCUGUAUGUGUUGCAAAGCUCCAUGAUAUUAAUGCCCAGCUGGUGGAGGACCAGGGCUUCCUGGACACCCUUAAAGACCUCAUCUCUGACUCCAACCCCAUGGUGGUAGCGAAUGCAGUUGCAGCACUGUCUGAGAUAGCAGAGUCUCACCCCAACAGUAAUCUUUUGGACCUGAACCCUCAGUCCAUCAACAAGUUGCUGACUGCCCUUAAUGAAUGCACAGAGUGGGGACAGAUCUUUAUCCUAGACUGUCUGGCCAAUUACACGCCCCGGGAUGAUCGUGAGUCCCAAAGUAUUUGUGAGCGGGUGACUCCUCGACUGUCCCAUGCCAACUCUGCAGUGGUGUUGUCAGCAGUCAAAGUUCUAAUGAAAUUCAUGGAGAUGCUCCCUAAGGACUUGGACUACUAUGGUACACUCCUAAAGAAGUUGGCCCCUCCACUGGUCACCUUGUUGUCCGCUGAACCUGAGCUGCAAUAUGUGGCACUCAGGAACAUCAACCUCAUUGUACAGAAACGCCCAGAGAUCCUGAAACAUGAGAUGAAGGUUUUCUUCGUUAAGUACAAUGAUCCAAUCUAUGUCAAAUUGGAGAAGCUGGACAUCAUGAUUCGCCUUGCUUCUCAAGCUAACAUUGCUCAGGUGCUGGCAGAGCUGAAGGAGUAUGCCACAGAGGUGGAUGUGGACUUUGUACGUAAAGCGGUCCGAGCCAUUGGCCGCUGUGCCAUCAAAGUAGAGCAAUCAGCAGAGCGCUGUGUCAGCACCCUACUGGACCUCAUCCAGACUAAGGUCAACUACGUGGUGCAGGAGGCCAUUGUAGUCAUUAAGGACAUCUUCCGCAAGUACCCCAACAAGUAUGAGAGUGUGAUUGCAACUCUAUGUGAGAACCUGGACUCCCUGGAUGAGCCAGAGGCUCGGGCAGCCAUGAUUUGGAUUGUUGGGGAGUAUGCUGAGCGCAUCGAUAAUGCUGACGAGCUUCUGGAGAGCUUCCUGGAAGGUUUUCACGAUGAAAGCACUCAGGUGCAGCUGCAGUUACUAACAGCAAUAGUCAAGCUGUUUCUGAAGAAACCCACUGAAACACAGGAGUUGGUGCAGCAGGUGCUCAGUCUGGCUACACAGGACUCUGACAACCCAGACCUGAGGGACCGUGGGUACAUCUACUGGCGUCUGCUGUCCACGGAUCCUGUGGCUGCCAAAGAGGUGGUGCUGGCUGAGAAGCCCCUCAUCUCUGAGGAGACGGACCUGAUUGAGCCCACCCUUCUCGAGGAGCUCAUCUGUCACAUCGGCACGUUGGCCUCUGUCUACCACAAGCCCCCGAGUGCCUUUGUGGAGGGCAGCCGUGGGGUGCAGCACAAGAGACUCCCCACUCGUGCCGGAUCUGGAGAGAGCACAGAAAGCCCAGAUCCAGGCUCUGCUGCCGGGGUCUCUGAGCCCCCCCCUGCCGUCAUCCCAUCGCAGGGAGACCUCCUGGGAGACCUGCUCAAUCUGGACCUUACACCCCCUACCACCACUGGACAACCACCAGCCCCUGCUUCCGGCAUGCAGAUGGGGGCCAUGGAUCUUCUUGGAGGAGGCCUGGACAGCCUGCUUGGCGGAGACAUCGGAGGAAGUACUGCUAUGGGGGCUGGUUUUGGAGCUCCUCCUGCUGUAAUGCCAGCCUCUCUCAAUGCUCCUGUGGGUGGAGGUCUGGGUGACCUGUUUGACCUUGGAGGGGGAGUUGGUAUGCCAAUGGGAGCAUACAUUCCUCCUAAAACAGUGUGGCUGCCAGCCAUGAAGGCCAAGGGUCUGGAGAUUUCUGGCACCUUCGCCCGUCGUGCGGGAGUCAUCCAAAUGGAGAUGACCCUCACCAACAAGGCCAUGAGUGUCAUGACUGAUUUUGCCAUUCAGUUCAACAGAAACAGCUUUGGCCUGGCCCCGGCUGGUCCACUCCAGGUUCUCACACCCCUCAGCCCAAAUCAGACCAUUGAGGCCAGCCUUCCCCUCAACACUGUAGGGCCGGUCAUGAAGAUGGAACCCCUCAAUAACCUGCAGGUGGCUGUUAAGAACAACAUUGAUGUAUUCUACUUCAGCUGCCAGUACCCCAUCAGCAUGCUAUUUGUGGAGGACGGGAAGAUGGAGAGACAGGUUUUCUUGGCAACGUGGAAAGACAUUCCUAAUGAUAACGAAUCCCAGUUCCUGGUCAAAGACUGUCAUCUCAACUCAGAUGCGGCUUCCAACAAAUUGCAGGGCAGUAACAUCUUCACUAUAGCCAAGCGCACAGUGGAGGGCCAGGACAUGCUGUACCAGUCCAUGAAACUCAGCAAUGGCAUCUGGGUGCUGGCUGAGCUGAGGGUACAAACAGGAAAUCCAAACUACACGAUCUCUUUGAAAUGCAGAGCUCCAGAGGUGUCUCAGUAUGUUUUCCAGAGCUAUGAGGCAGUGCUGAAGAACUGAGUCCAACACAGAUUGGAGCUGAAGCUUAAGCAGCAAUCCAACUUCUGCCCUCAGCCUCCCAGACUUAUGUCCCCGUCCCCCUUUCCCCUCUCAAUCUGACCCACAGACCGCUGUACCACAGUAGUCAGCCCGGGGAUCCAAGUCUUGCUGUGUGUGGCUUGGAGACGUGAUUCCUCAUUUCCUCAAUGCACUCAGCUGCUUAAUCGGGACAUUUAAAUGUUUCUUGUCUGAUUCUGACACGUUGCCUAUCCAUUUUUCUAAGACUGCAGAGGUAUCUGGCUCACUUUGUUUGCUAGCUUUAUCCUGUGUCCAUCCUCUCUUUGUGAUCCCCCCCCCCUGUUUAUUAUGUCAUGCACACCUCACAAAAUCUGUCUUUAAAUAGGUCUGACGUAACGGCUAGCAUUUAAUCUCCUGCAUGAAUAAUUGCCAGCCCAGUGGUACCUCUGACCUUCCCUGCCUGAGCCAUCCUGUGGUGACCCUUUUUUAAGGUGUAUUCACCCAGUGCUUUUUGAAAAAGAGGACUGUUCCAUACACUUUCGUUAAAGUGACCGUCUUAUCUCUCUUUCAUGAUUGUCUGGCCCCCCACAUCUCUGUAAAUUCGUGUCUAUUUAUAUAGUGCCUGCAGUCAGCAGUUGAAGUACUAAUGUCAGCAUAUUUAUUUGGGAGGCCUCAAAUUAAAACAUUUAUGUGGCCUGUGUUUGCCCAUCUCCUGGUCUGUUCAAUCCCUUUGUGUCUAACCAGGAAGUAGACAUGCUAACCAGAUAGGAUGUCCAUCGCCAACUUAUUAGGUGCACCCCCCCAACCCUCCAUCCCUUUCAAAUUCAAGUAUGUCAGUUGGGGCCAAGGAAGAGACACUAAAAUACAUGGAAACCACGUCAAUAUCAACUUUGUCUUUUCCUCUAAUGCAGUUUCCUUUUAGUACGUGUGCUUAAUUCCCUCAUGCCGUUUGAUAUUCUGUUUAGGAUCAAUCUUUGUUGUCUUUCAGAUCCACGGCUGUCUCUGAGCAGAAUCUCUUUAGCGUGUAUGUAUGCAUAUGGGUUUGUGUUUUGUGUUUUAUUUUUUAUUUUUGUUUCAAUAUCUUGAGAGUAUAAGCAGAAGGAACUAUUGUGUACACAUGCAGCUCCAUUCUCUCCAGUUCAGUCAUUCCUUUGUUUUGUAGUUUGUGUUUGUACUGCAGUUAGAGAGUAAAUCCAGGCAGCUGGGUGAGAGCCACAGGUGUUUGAGGACAUCAUAUUUGCUGGGUGCUCUUCAUCAGUCAAAGAAACUUAGUCUCUCUGCUUGUCUGCUUUGGAUUCAAGCACCUCAGCUGCACAAGAUCAAGGCUUAGAGGUGAACUAACUGCACACUAUGAAGUGGUGGUUUUUGUUCUGCUCCUGAAAAGACAAUGUGGAGGUAGCGCAUAUCAUGUCUAUCUUUAUACAAGGAGCACUUGAACAACAGUCAGUAACCUGUUUUACCUACUGUCUCCAAAACUGAAUCGGUUGCUUUCAUUAGCGUUAUUCGACUGAAGUCUUUGACCAGCUCCACAAGAUGUAUAUGCACUUACUCGAACACCUUUUUAGAGAUGAGAGUGGAGUUUGUGUGCGUUUUUGUGUGUUUGCGUGUGCUUGUGUUUGGGUGGUGGCUGACUCGUUA